Neltuma alba is the source of this 3603-nucleotide messenger RNA. Its product is annotated as ATP-dependent DNA helicase SRS2-like protein At4g25120. Gene Ontology annotation, cellular component: nucleus. Gene Ontology annotation, biological process: recombinational repair. The record is from RefSeq and is a predicted model, not a curated record. The transcript is spliced from 29 exons. Gene Ontology annotation, molecular function: ATP binding; 3'-5' DNA helicase activity; hydrolase activity. Bases 93 to 3422 code for a protein of 1109 amino acids. NCBI's taxonomy places the organism in Eukaryota, Viridiplantae, Streptophyta, Magnoliopsida, Fabales, Fabaceae.
GCAAAAGGGCUCGCGAUGACUCGUCCACCUCCAGCCACCCUCAAGAUUCUCCUUAUCAAAUCAAGAAUGGAGGUAAAGUUGAUGAGCCUGCUAUGGUUUCCAUUACCGAAAGGGUUCCUCUAGCGGAGUUGCCGGUGAAUACCCAAUCUGCCUUUUUAAACAAGACAAAGACUGCAAUGGGCUAUGGCCAUAGUCUGUGUGAUGCAAUCGAUGAUAGCUUCAGUGCAAGACCAGAGGCUAGUCCCAUAGUUUCUACCAAGAGCCUGCGGCUAUCUGAUUUUGAAACUCCAAGGAAAGAGACUGACAGUUUAAGUGCAGGAACAAUGGCUGUUCCCGUUGUUUCAGCAGAAAGCAUGAGUCUGUCAGAUUUUGAAACUUCGAGGGCAGAAUCUGAGCGUUCUAGACCAUUGGAAAAUUUUCCGAUGACUGGUCUUCUUGAUGAUGAUUUUGAUGAAUCUAUCUUAGAGCAAAUUGACAAUAUAUGUCAGCAGAAAUCAGCUGCAAAAUCAAUGGGGCAGGAGCCAGAUGGUAGCUUUCAAGAGGAAGGUCGGAAUGACAAUGAUAUCAACGGUGAUGUAAAUGUGAGUUCAGGUACUAUUUCUGGUAUUGAGAGUGUAAUGAGUGGUGACCUAUUGAAAGAUGUGGUUGAUUUGGAUCCUGAAGAACACACAUAUUCUCGGAAUGGCACACAAAAUGGCAACAUGCCCGAGGAAUAUUCAAAAUAUUUGAAGUCUCUAAAUGAUCGUCAAAGAGAAGCAGCUUGCACUGAUAUUUCAAUCCCCUUAAUAAUUGUUGCUGGUCCUGGAAGUGGGAAGACAUCCACAAUGGUUGGGCGCAUUUUGGUGCUACUUAGUGAGGGAAUCGGUCCAUCAAAUAUUCUUGCAAUGACAUUCACGACUGCAGCAGCUUCUGAGAUGAGACAACGAAUUGGAUCCAUUGCUGGGAAGGCAAUAGCAAAAGAACUUACAAUCAGCACAUUUCAUUCAUUUUCCUUGCGGCUUUGUCGUUCACAUGCUGAAAAGUUAGGUCGCACAUCGGAUUUCUUAGUUUAUGGACAAGGCCAACAGCGAAAAGCAAUUAUUGAAGCCAUCCGGUUAUUAGAAAAUGGAAAAACUAAACAAAAAGAUUGUUCUUUGUUGAUUGGCGAAAAGUCCAGUAGUCUAACAAGUCAACAGUUCAAGGAUAAGGCAAAGAAAUGGCAGAAGUUUGUGACUCAGGCCAAAGCUUCAGGAAGGACUUAUGCAGAGUAUCGUGAACUAGGCAAUGAAAUGGGAGCUGAAAUUCUCGAGAACUACAAUAACAUAUUGAAAUCUUGUAAUGCCUUGGAUUAUCAUGACUUAAUUAGCUGUUCAGUGAAGCUGCUUUCUGAUUUUCCUGAAGUUUUCAAGGAGUGUCGGGAUUUAUGGAAAGCUAUUGUCAUUGAUGAGUUCCAAGACACUAGUUCCAUGCAAUACACUCUUCUAAGAGUUCUUGCUUGCGACGGCAAAAUAACUAUUGUUGGCGAUGAUGAUCAGUCUAUUUUCAGUUUCAAUGGAGCGGACACUUCUGGGUUUGUUUCCUUUCGUAGUGAUUUUCCAAACUACAAAGAGAUUAGGCUUAACAAAAACUAUCGCUCGACACGCUACAUUGUUGAGGCUGCAUCAUUUCUGAUACGAAAUAAUACCAAGCGAUGUCAAUUAAAGAAUGUUCUUACUGACAACUCAAGCGGAUCUAAGAUUACUGUAAUGGAAUGUCAUAACGAGGAUGCCCAAUGUGCAUUAGCGGUCGACAAGAUCUUAGAGCUUUCUUCUGCUAAUUCCUCGUAUGGCAAUAUUGCAAUUCUUUAUCGUAGGCAGAUAUCAGGCAAAGCCUUCCAAAUUGCUUUUCGCGAAAGGAAAAUACCUUUUAACACUCAUGGUGUGGCUUUCUAUCGUAAAAAGGUUGUCAAAACUAUCAUUGCCAUGCUUCGCACCGCAUUACCUGGUUGUGAUGAUGAUCCAUAUCUUCGUGUCUUCAAGGCUUUAUUGCCUUUUGAGAAAGACCAAAAAAAGAGGGUAAUUGAGCAUGUCAAGAAAAUUUCAACUAUUCGGAAAUGUAGUUUCUUAUCUGCUGCUCGCGACAUCUUUAAUGCCAAGAUUUCUGGUACCUUCAAGAGGAGUCAGCUUGCGCAUGGUAGGAAGGUACUCAUGACACUAGAGAUGAUGUCAAAGCUCGUUCACCAGGCAAGUUCAAUUUCAGCUGUUAUAUCAUCAGUGGCAAGCAUGAUACCUGAGAAAUACCUUCUUGACCAACGGGCAGUGGUUGAUGUUGAUGGAGGGACAUAUUUGAAUGAAGACUAUGAUGUCAGAUCUGUUCUUCAAUACCUGUUGGAUGAUGUCUCCGAGUUUUUGUCUACUAAACUUGUCGAGGUGAAAAGGGAUGAGGAAGUAAUGUUAGAAAAAGGCUGCACUAAUGUGCUAAGAAAAUUCAUUGACUAUUUAUCUCAGCGAGAGAAGGAAAAUUUCUGUGCUAGGAGGAAGGACAAUAAAAAUUCUGUGACAUUGACUACCAUUCAUCAGGCAAAAGGGUUGGAGUGGGAUGUCGUCUUCAUAAUUAAGGCAAAUGAAUCUGAGAUUCCUCUAUUACAUGAUUUCAACGGUAAUGUAAAGGAAACAGGAACCUUAGUUGAGGAGGAAAGACGUUUGUUUUACGUUGCUAUGACUCGUGCUCGUCAGAAGCUUUUUAUUCUAUAUGUAACAUUGGAUUCAAAUUGGCAGAUUCUUCAACCUUCACGGUUUGUAAAAGAAAUUCCUCAUCAUCUUCUAGAGGUCCAGGGUGAAAUCAGUGCACAAGAGUUACACCUUAAGCGAGAAGUUCUCCCAAAGGAAACUGUCCAGUCUAAUGAUCUGUUGGUCAAUAAGCAACAAUCGGAAGCAGACGUGAUGCCUAUCCCUGGUUGUUUGCUAAACAACGGUGAUAGUGAGUGUUCCAUGGAGCUUGCAGAGAUUGCAUGGGCAAAUAAUGGAAGUAAUUUGUUAAGAAGAUUUCAUGUGGAGGACAGAUCUUUAAUUUCUCAAUUAUUCCAUCAGUGGGCCAGAAAGAAAGCAUUUCAUGAUCCUAAGAGGUUGCUUGGCAAGGUUGGCUUUAUAAUUGAUGAACGCCUAAGAGAUAAGAGGAACAAAAACAAGGAUUUGUUGCGUUCACUCAAGUCUUGCCUUAGCUGUGAUGAAGCAUUUCAGUAUGCUCAAUAUGUUUUGAGGUGGGAGCAGAUUCCUGCUGAUAAACGUGCUCUACUUACGAGAGAAAAACAGGAGCACUUCAUGAAAUCAAGGAUUGACAGUGCAAUGGGUUCAGCAACGCCAACUCAUAAGCAGAUUUCUUAUUUGAAGAAACUGGGAUGCACUACGACUCCUACAUCGCGCCUCCAUGCAUCGCAUCUUAUCGAGCAAUACAAAUCAUUGUAAGAAAAAGCUUUUAGUUUAAAUGCGGUUAGUUCUAUUGUAUAAUAUUCUUUCAACGGAGGAUGUAAUUAUCUUGUUUAAUGACACAAUUUAUAUGAGCCUUUUGGGUUUUAAUUAUCUUCAAUUUCUGAUGUUUUUACUCUUUUUUUUUUUUUUCCUUUUUAUCUCAUGUCUUUGUAUUCUU